UUGCACUGAAGAUAUGGAGACAUUAUCUCUACGGGGAGACAUGUCACAUAUACACUGAUCACAAGAGCUUGAAGUACGUGUUUACUCAGAAAGAGCUAAACAUGAGACAGAGACGGUGGAUGGAGCUGAUAAAAGACUACCAUCUAGUGAUAGAGUAUCACCCAGGCAAGGCAAACGUGGUGGCAGAUGCUUUGAGCCGGAAGAGCUCGUCUGGGGCAUUGAUAACUAAUUUGAGGGCAUUAAGAGCCCAACUGGAGGUAACCAGCAAUGGUGCCUUAUUGGCACGAUUUGAGGUGAGACCCACUUUACUUGAUGAGAUCAAUUAGGGUCAGGAAGCCGACGAAGAACUUAUGAAGGUCCGGGAACGCAUGCAAGCGGGGCCGGUGGAGGAUUUCAGGGAAAGAGAUGAUGGUCUCUUGUUAUUUCGUGACCGAGUGUGUGUACCGUCGGAUGAUGAGCUCCGAAAGUCCAUCUUAGAGGAGGCUCAUUCAUCGGCUUAUGCCAUACACCCGGGGGGCACGAAAAUGUACCGUGAUUUGAAGGAAAGUUACUGGUGGUCUGGAAUGAAGAGGGAAAUAGCCGAGUACAUCAGUCGGUGCCUUACUUGUCAACAAGUUAAGGCAGAACAUCAGCACCCAGCAGGCUUAUUGCAACCACUCUCCAUCCCUGAAUGGAAGUGGGAGCACGUGACUAUGGAUUUCGUGGUAGGCUUACCACGGACUAUCAGGAACUAUGACGCGGUUUGGGUCGUUGUGGAUAGGCUCACAAAGAGUGCACACUUCUUGCCUAUCAACACUACCUACCCACUUGAGAGGUUAGCCAAAUUGUAUACGGAUGAGAUCGUGAGGCUGCAUGGGGUCCCGGUGACCAUUGUAUCUGAUAGAGACCCACGAUUCACAUCACGUUUUUGGCCGAAAUUCCAGGAGUCUAUGGGAACGAAGUUGA
This is a messenger RNA of Cuscuta epithymum, 945 nucleotides long. The record is from the annotation of a GenBank genome assembly. NCBI's taxonomy places the organism in Eukaryota, Viridiplantae, Streptophyta, Magnoliopsida, Solanales, Convolvulaceae.